Molecule: messenger RNA, 1856 nt
Organism: Caenorhabditis sp. 36 PRJEB53466
Lineage: Eukaryota; Metazoa; Nematoda; Chromadorea; Rhabditida; Rhabditidae
Source: the annotation of a GenBank genome assembly
AUGAACAUUCUGGAAUGCACUGCCACGUGUCAGAUUUGCGAGCGAGAGUACUCCCAAGAUGUGAACCUCAUCCCUCGGAUUCUGACUGGUAGGCCUCGCUUCUGUUUACUCACCUCUUUUCCCGUUAUUCCAGGUUGCGGACACACUCUCUGUCAGGAAUGUGCCACCAAAAUCGUCGGUUCCGAGACGCUGAUAUGCCCCUACGAUCGAUUGAAAACGCACGUCAAAGACGGUGACGUUGGCAAUCUCAAAAAGAAUUGGACUAUUUUGCAAAUGAUCGAGGAAGGCUCGUUCAAGAAAAGGCAGCGGAGAGCUGAGGUGACUUAAAAUGAAAAGCUCGUCAAAAUGAUUGUUCGUUUUUAGAAAAAAGGCAAGAAAGAGAGGAUGAACAACGGGCGGUGCGACGAGAACGACGCCCAUCAGGCGUCCAGUUUCUGCAAACAGUGCGACGCGGAUCUGUGCGACGACUGCUGGGAUUUCGUGCAUUCCAUGGCGAUUCUAGCUCAUCACGAAAGACAUUGCUGUUCAACAAGCCGAUCAGUGCGGAAGAAUGUCCGAUUCAUCCGGGAGAGCUCGCCGAGUUCGUGUGCAAAGUAAUAAAUGCGAAUCUGUGCAAGAGGCGUCAAUCCAGUUCCAGGUUGAAAUGUGCCAAAAAAUGCAGAGUCGGCUGAUGUGCCACGUGUGCUUCCGGGAAGGAACCUCCCAUCAAGGCCAUGGAUACGUGGCUCUUCAGACGGAAAACAUGGAAAUGCGCACGAAAAUGCUGAAUUCGCUGAAAGUGGCCGAAGAAAAAGAGGUCGCGAUUCACAAGAAUAUUGAGGGCAUCGAUAGGUGACUCACUUUUAAAGACACUCAGAGAAUCAGAAACCGUUUCAGUGUGAUCGCCACGUAUUCGCUCGACGGAACGGCUUUCCGUGACAAGUAUCUGCAGGUGAAAAUGUUCCGAUUCUUCGAAAAAGACAAAGACGAAUUGAUUGUUGAUGCGAUGAGAAAGGCGGUGGAUGCACGGAAAGAAACACUGAGAUUCAGAAUUUCCGACCAGAAAACGAAUCUCGAUUGGAUUCGGAAGAACAAGGGCGCCAUCGAGAGGCUGCAGACGAUGCCGAGUGCGAAGCUUGUAGAUCAGCGAUUCCAGGUGGAUCUGGCGAUUGCGAACAUCGAGAAUGCGCCAGUCAAACAUCCGAGUCUGCCAAAUCUAUUUCCCCUCCAAAUGACCAAUUCCUCUAAUUUCAGAAUGUCUGAUGGUAUGCUCGAUGUGCGAAGUGCACGUUCGCACUCUGAAUCCGUUGAUGGUCGAGAUGAAACCGGCCUACCGAUUGGAAAUUCGAGGUUUCGUCGGAAGUUAAAUCUGAAAAACAAUUCUCGUUACAGAAAGCUACCACAAUCAAGUGAAGGAGUUUCUGAAGGAACACUCGAGUGUGAUCUCUCCGAAAACGUGAGGAGUUCUGAAUAUAUUCCCAGCAAAAGAGGGAUUCAGAUGCAUGCAACGCUACAAAAACAAUUUCUUCCGUCUGAUCGAACGGGCCGAAGACACGAAGCUCUAUUCGGAGGGACUCAGCCUCAUUCUCGUUGUCGAUCCGUUCGACGGCGAUCAGGAUCGUCAGUUCGUCGCGUUGGAACUGCUUGAAAAUGUGGGCGUUUUUCCGCUUCGAAAUGAGCAUUUCAUAUACUUUCAGGCUCCCGCGUACGAAAAGAUCGUAGUCGGACUGAAUCCGUUCAAUUAUCAUGGACCCGUCACGACGUUCAUCAACAAAUUGAAGGAGGCGCAGAAGAAAGAUUCGCGAAUUCAGUAUUUGUACAUCAACAACGGGGACGAGGAUAUAGAGAAGAUUGUAGAUAUGGCUAUGAGCAGAUGA